Molecule: messenger RNA, 2576 nt
Organism: Ooceraea biroi (clonal raider ant)
Lineage: Eukaryota; Metazoa; Arthropoda; Insecta; Hymenoptera; Formicidae
Product: WAS/WASL-interacting protein family member 1
Molecular function (GO): actin binding
Source: RefSeq, a predicted model, not a curated record
CUCGCCCGUGCAGUUUAUCUCUAGUCGUGUUUCCGGCUUUCCGCCGACAUCUUUCGCCGAUCACGCCCACGGCCGCGAUCGAGGCUGGGAUCAAGAAUCCCGUGUCGCGCGAUACGUCUCGCGAUAUUUGUCGUUCGCGGCGCGCGAGCAGACCGUCAACCUCGAUGGAUCUGAUGACGCCAUGAUCUAUGUCGCCGUGUCACAGCGCGGAUCGUAGCCACGGGAGAUCCAUCCGCCAGGCCCCCUUUUAACUAUGAGUGUCAUUGACAUCCGCGAGUCCUAUCUCCGGACGUAGAUACAGAGCUACGACGACCGUUCAAUCCGGUAAUCGCUCGCAUCCCGUAAAAUCGUGGAUCGCGCGUUAUCGCGACACCGUCGCCGUCGCGACACAGUGCGUGCGGUAAAAGAGAGAUAAAACGGCCCCCCAAGGUGUGUUCUCGCGCUCGUUCUCGCGCGGAGAAUGUCCCCUCCGCUCGCUCACGUGAAUAUCUCGUCGCGGGAUUUAGCGAAAAACUUGUCGGAGGAUACAUCGGCGAGGGCACGCCGGUCCCCGUGACCGGGGCAUCGUCGUUCCUGGAUUUUUUCACCUGCACUCCGAAAACGGAAACGGCCGAUCCCCCUCCCCCCGCGAAUGACACAUCUCGAUGGAGCGAUCCACAAUCGUAAAUCGAGGAUAAUAAGAAUGUCUGUGCCACCUCCACCACCACCUCCGCAGGCUACUACUUCAGGCCCACCAGCGGGGGAUGACAGAAAUUUACUGCUGCAGUCUAUAAGAGCGGGCAAAACUCUAAGAAAGACAGUUACCGUAGACAAAAGCACACCCGCUAUCCCUGGGAGAGUGAAAGCUGAAUCUGCGAGCCCUUUGUUAAGUACCAAUUUUAGAAGUAAUAAUUCCAGUGUGGCAGGUAGCAGCUCCAGUAAUGGAGGACCUGUACCAUUGGGUGGUUUAUUCGCGGGUGGUAUGCCGAAAUUGAAACCCACAGGGUUAAGAGGAAACAUGACCGAAAAGGAGGGACAAAGUGUAAAUAAUUCUAGUUUUCUUCACUUGUCACCUGGAUCGUCAUCUCACAGUACAAAACGUGGUCCACCUCCGGUACCUCCACCAGCAGCGCAAAAACCGCACAUGUAUAGUCAGGGGCAAAGUACUACUGAUUCCACGGGUAGCAAUCCGGACGCUACGCUACCCAGGGGAGUCGCGAAAUCAGCCAUCGUGCCUAAACCAGUGCCGUCACCCUCCCUGCAGAAACCAUCGCUACCACCCAAGAAGCUGAACUUGACGAGCAGCGCGAGCGUGGCGCGGGCACAGAGUAUGAGGCUACCGCGUUCGUCACCGAUGCUGGCGCCCACGCCGUCAUUCUUGCACCAGUCGCAGGAUUGUCUGAACGAGACGACAACCAUGCCACAACCUGCGAGAACCACGAAUCGAGUCCUCAGGCCUCCCGUGACGAGACCGCCAUCUCCGCCAACGUCGCGGGCGACGAAUACGAUGCCAACGACGAGACUGCCGUCUCCGCCGACUCCGCGAACCAGUUCCACGUUCGCGACGAGGGCACCAUCUCCACCGGUCUCACGGAUGGGAUAUACCGCACCCAUGCCUGUGAUGAGAGCGGCGCCGCCGCCACCGUCGAGAGUUGCAGUUAGCGCACCGUGUAUACCACCGCCACCACCUCCGCUGCCGCAUCGUCCUACGCUCACGCAUCAGAGACUGGCGCCGCCACCACCACCUCCACCGACGCCUCCUACCAGGAGUCUGUCGGUGCGUAAUGGUAGUCAGGCGACAUCGAGUUCCGUCGAUCUGGAAAUGCGAUUCACCGAGAUGUUCCAUCCCAUAUCGAGCUUUCCACCGCCGGAACCGUUUAGGGGUUUCGUUAAAGUCUACAGCAGCAGGAACGCAGCAAAGCAACAAGCUCCAGCUCCACCUCUUCAACCAUCUUCUACCCCUAACACAGUGCAUUCAUUAAAUACUUCGUCUGGGAAUAAACAGUGGCAACACAAUGCGACAUCUUUGGCAUAUUGAAAAACGUCUGUGUAUACUUAAGUCAUUGUCUCGUGACAAUGAUCAUUUGAAAAUUUUUCGAUGCUGCCACAAUAAAAUGUUAAACGAGUGAGCAUGGAAUGAAUGAAUCGAAACGAAUGAGAGAGAGAAAGAGAUCCCGAGAAUUCACGAGCUCAGUUUUACAAUAAAACGUUUUAGACAAUAUUUUCUGUACAGUUUAUCUUAGAAAAAUCUAUUUAAUAUAGAUUAUACUUAUAUAAAUUCUAGGCCUGUUAUUAUCUAACAAAGAAAUGUAAAAAAAUAUUAAAAACGAAAAGCACAUUUAUAUAUAUACAUAUACUCCCAUUCUAAAAACAACGUACUCAUUUAAUCUUCCUAAUCUCACUGUAUUAUAUUUUCCUUAUACUUGUGUAAAAUUAACGGAUAUCACGCCAAAAUAAUUAACUCACGACAUCGUAUCAAUGUAUGAUAAUCAAUUAUUGAUAGUUGCUUGUUUUAGGCAUUAUAAAGGCCAAAAUGUAAAGUUGUAACUUAUUUUUCAAUACUAAUAAACAGUUGCAAAAGCAAUUUGCUGACUUUA